Molecule: messenger RNA, 1384 nt
Organism: Prorocentrum cordatum
Lineage: Eukaryota; Dinophyceae; Prorocentrales; Prorocentraceae
Source: the annotation of a GenBank genome assembly
GUGACUGGCGUCCUCGGCAACGGCCUCACUUAUUUCGUUCAAGAGAAUCGCGAGCCCAAGCAUCGUGCCGAGCUCUUUCUCAUCGUCGGCUUCGGCUCCCUCGUGGAGGACGAGCACGAGCGUGGCAUCGCACACAUAAUAGAGCACCUCGGCUUCUCGGCGACGAAGUCGUACGAGAACCACGCGAUCGUGAAGUUCCUGGAGUCUAUCGGCGCCCCGUUCGGAGCGUGCCAGAACGCAUACACCUCCUUCGACCGCACCGUCUACACACUGCACGUCCCCACGGACAAGGAGGGUCUCGUUGCGGAGUCCCUCACGGUGCUGCGCGAAUUCGCUUAUUUCACGCGCAUCUCGGAUGAGGACCUCGAGAAGGAGCGCAAGGUCGUCCUCGAGGAGUGGCGGGAGAGCAAGAACGCCCAGGGGCGCCUCUUCGAGGACUACAUUAACGCCCUGUGCAAGGGCUGCAAGUGGUGCGAGCGCCUGCCGAUCGGCACGGAGGAGGUGAUCAAGGGUGCCUCCUCGGAGACCUUGCGAUCCUUUUACCGCCGCUACUACCAUCCUGCCAAAAUGGCAGUGGUAGCCGUCGGAGACUUUGAUGGCAAGAGCGUCGAGUCCACCAUCAAGGAGCUCUUUGACAUCGCUCCCGAGGCGAUCGACCCGCUGCCGCGAGAUCCCGUGGCGCCCGAACGGCCGGUCCACCUCGUGCCCGACACCGAGGGCGUGCUGGUGGCGAGCAGCACAGACCCGGAGCUCAGCUUCGCGCAGGGGAUGGUGGACUGCAAGCGGCCUCGCAGGGCCGUGUCGAGCACGGAGGGCCUCCGCAGGAGGCUGACGGAGGACCUGUUCCACAAGGCCCUGAGCUCGCGGCUGCUGAAGCUCGUGAUGGAGCCCAAGGGCCCUCGCAGCUUCUUCAUGGUCCUCAUCUCCCUGUCGCCCCUUCCGGGCCGCAUGCGGCCGGCGUUGCGGGAGAUCUUCCGGGAGAUCGAGCGCGUGAAGCGCAUGGGCUUCCACGAUUCCGAGGUGGCGCGCGCGAAGCGCUCGGUCCUGGCCGAGUUCGAGGAGGAGUACUGUAGCUUCUUCCUGGACGGGCAGCUGGCGCCCGGCGCGGAGCAGAGCGCGCAGCUGGGGGCGAGCAUCGUGCCGUCCAUCACUGCGGCCGAGGUUUCACGCGUUGCGGAGGAGUUCCAGUUCGAGAGGAACCUCGUGGUCAAGAUCGCGACGCCGCCCAUGUCGCUGCGGAACCCGCUCUACACGUGCUGGAGCGUGCUGCAGGCCAUCUGGAACCGCGUGCUGCCGCGGCCCAGGCUCGACCUGCCGAGCAGCGCCGAGCUGUCCGACAUAGUUGCCAGCGUUGCGAAGGAGGACAGCGCCCGGGCGCGCCAAG